AUGCUAAGGAAGCCAGUAUCAGUUCACAAUACAAAUAUUGGAAUUAAUACAAGUUCAUUUCGGACUGAUUUGGCUCUUGCGUAUGAAAGUUUUGGACAUCAUGCAUCACUGAUCAACAAAACUUGUAAUUUUUACGAAAGUACAUCUUACAUCCGAGAUAUACAAAAUGACAGAAUCCAAUGUCAUUUGAACGUGAAUGAUGUAGUGACAAUUCAAGUAGCUGAUUAUAGUGAAAGUUACGCAACCAUCAAGG
Funneliformis caledonium is the source of this 253-nucleotide messenger RNA. The record is from the annotation of a GenBank genome assembly. NCBI's taxonomy places the organism in Eukaryota, Fungi, Glomeromycota, Glomeromycetes, Glomerales, Glomeraceae.